Messenger RNA from Hyposmocoma kahamanoa, 979 nucleotides. RefSeq names its product ribulose-phosphate 3-epimerase (gene Rpe). The record is from RefSeq and is a predicted model, not a curated record. The transcript has 4 exons. Gene Ontology annotation, cellular component: cytosol. Gene Ontology annotation, molecular function: metal ion binding; D-ribulose-phosphate 3-epimerase activity. The coding region runs from base 125 to 805 and encodes 226 amino acids. Lineage: Eukaryota; Metazoa; Arthropoda; Insecta; Lepidoptera; Cosmopterigidae. Gene Ontology annotation, biological process: pentose-phosphate shunt, non-oxidative branch; pentose-phosphate shunt; carbohydrate metabolic process.
AAAAACAGAUAAGGGGCGUGCGGUUAACCUUAUUUCCAUAACAAAUAAGUUACACUGCUAAACCUUGUCAAGUACUGUGGAAAAAUUAGUUUUUCAAAACGAGCUUAAUACAACGAAAAAGUACAUGAUGAACAAAAAAUUACGAGCACUUAUUGGACCUUCUAUUCUCAACUCGGACUUAUCAAAAUUGUACGAAGAAUCUCAAAAGUUGCUGGAUAAUGGUGCGGAUUACUUGCAUUUGGAUGUGAUGGACGGACACUUCGUCCCGAAUUUGACCUUUGGUCAUCCUGUAGUUAAAUGCCUUCGCUCAAAAAUCAAAGAAGCCUUCUUUGAAACUCAUAUGAUGGUUUCUCAACCUGAACAGUGGAUCGUACCUAUGGCAGAGGCAGGAGUAAAUCAAUACACUUUUCACAUCGAACCAAUAACAAAUGUUGAGGAAAUCUGCAGAAAGAUAAAAGAAAAUGGAAUGCAGGUAGGUCUGGCUAUUAAACCUGGCACACCAGUGUCGGAAGUGGAGAAAUAUAUCUCAAUAGCUGAUAUGGUUUUGAUAAUGACUGUGGAGCCAGGCUUUGGGGGACAGAAAUUCAUGGAGAACCAGAUGCUAAAAGUGCAGCACUUGAGAAAACACUACCCUUUGCUGAAUAUUGAGGUUGAUGGUGGUGUUGGACCUUCUACUAUUGAAUGUUGUGCUAAUGCCGGAGCAAACAUGAUAGUCUCUGGAACAGCUGUCAUUGGAGCUCAAGAUCAAGCAAACACAAUCAAUUUACUCAGGACCACAGUUCAACAAAUCAUAGACAAACAAUAACAUAUACAUAUUGAUGGCCCCAUUGAAUAAAUGUGCAAUAAACAUAAUAAAAUAAAUGUGUAGUAAUACACAUUCAUUUGGUGGGGCCACCAACAUGUAUUUUAUAUUAUUGUAUACUAUUGUUAACAUUCCUUACAAAAUACUGUUAAUGGGUGUCAAAAAUAUAUUUUUGCA